Molecule: messenger RNA, 441 nt
Organism: Vitis riparia (riverbank grape)
Lineage: Eukaryota; Viridiplantae; Streptophyta; Magnoliopsida; Vitales; Vitaceae
Product: vegetative cell wall protein gp1-like
Exons: 1
Coding region: 1-441 (146 amino acids)
Source: RefSeq, a predicted model, not a curated record
AUGGCACGAACCAGAGGCGCUAAGUUUUCCUCUCCUUCUAGCCGAAAGCAAACGCCGCGCGAUGAACCUGUUCAAGCAUCUACCUCUGAGCCUCCACGGCCGGAAGUUGUUUCGCCUCCUGUGAAGCCCACACCAAAGAAACGCCAGGCCAAGCCGACAUUGCAGACGCCUCCGGCGAGGCACUAUCUUACCAGGUCAGGGGGCCGUCCCCUGCAAAAACGAGCCAGAGUGGAAAGCUCGGAACCCAUCGACUUGACAGGGCAGUCCCCUGUUCCUUCUCCAGAGCCCUCUCCGGUGCCAUCUCCGGCACCGCCGGCAAAGCCUCAAACAAGCCAACCGCCACCUUCUGAGCCCCAAAUUCCGUCUGGGACAGCUCCUAAAGCAAUAAUCAGGCGUCCAAUGCUCACUCAGCCGCCAAUUGAAGGCAAUUUGGACUGCUGA